Molecule: messenger RNA, 3000 nt
Organism: Calypte anna (Anna's hummingbird)
Lineage: Eukaryota; Metazoa; Chordata; Aves; Apodiformes; Trochilidae
Gene: MERTK
Product: MER proto-oncogene, tyrosine kinase
Biological process (GO): protein phosphorylation; cell migration; positive regulation of kinase activity
Cellular component (GO): signaling receptor complex
Molecular function (GO): protein binding; ATP binding; transmembrane receptor protein tyrosine kinase activity
Source: RefSeq, a predicted model, not a curated record
GGGCCGGGGGGCGAUGGGAGGAGGGCGGUGGGCGCUGCUCUGGGCGCUGCUGGCGGCCCUGCGCCCACCCCGCAGCGGGGCCGACCCUGACCCAAAUGAAGGUGUAAGCCUGUCAGCAGUGUCCCACCAGCCCCAGAGGAGCGUGGCCAGUGAUGGCCACUGGGCUCCCCAGAGCUCCCAGGAGGAGCCCCCCCCCGUCCCCCUGGGACAGAUAAAGUUCAACCCCACGGUGCCACACAUCGUGAUCAACGAGCACAAGGACGUCACCUUUAAUUGCUCCAUCAAAGUACCUGAGGUGCUGCUGAGGCCAGACACCCCGGGCAUCUCCCUCUGGAAGGAUGGGAGGGAGCUCCAGGCUCUGGACCGCAUCGCCACCAGCCACUUCGAGAUCUCUGACGAGGAGGAGGUGGCAAUGACCUCCACCUUCAGCAUCCUUGCCGCCCAGCGCUCGGAUAACGGCUCCUACGUCUGCAAACUCAACAUCUCUGGCAUGGAGGUGGUGUCAGACCCCAUCUCAGUGCAGCUGGAAGGGCUCCCACACUUCAUCCACCAGCCCGAGAAGCUGAAUGUCACCAGGAACAGUCCCUUCAACCUGACGUGCCAAGCCGUGGGCCCCCCAGAGCCAGUGGAGAUCUACUGGUUCCGGAACAAUGUCCGGGUCAAUGAGAAGCCCCACAUCUCCCCAUCAGUCCUGACUGUGCCAGGUCUGAGUGAAGCAACACUGUUCAGCUGUGAGGCUCACAACAGGAAAGGGCUGACAGCCUCCAACCCAGGGCUGGUCAAUGUGAAAGGAAUGCCAGCUGCUCCUGCCAGUGUCCAUGUCCUCAACAGAACAGCCCAUGGGAUUCUCAUCUCCUGGGUGCCAGGCUUCGAUGCCUUCUCUGCCCUCAACAGCUGCAGUGUCCAGGUGCAGGAAGCCACCCCCCCCCGAAGCAACUCCUCCCUUCUGCUCUUCAACACCUCGGUGCCUCCCCACCUCUACCACAUCCAGCACCUGGGGCCCAUGCUGGACUAUCACAUCCGUGUUGCCUGCCAGAACGAGGUUGGCUGGUCAGCCUUCAGCCCCUGGAUAACAGCCAGCACCACGGAGGGAGCUCCCAGCACCCCCCCGCUCAACGUCACCGUCCUCUUCAAUCAAUCCUCCUCCUCCCUGGAGAUCCGAUGGGUGAAGCCCCCCCUGGAGAGGAUCCAUGGGGAACUGCAGGGCUACCACAUCUGGUACAGGUGGCAGAACUCCAAGGGGUUGCAGAACCUCUCCACUGAAGCUCAGCACAAUGCCAGCGGGGCCAUCCUGCCCGUGGUGGCCACCAAUGCCACCUGCUCCAUCCAGGUGGCUGCUGUCACCAAGGGGGGAGUGGGACCUUUCAGCAGCCCAGUGAAGAUCUUCAUCCCAGACAGUGGGUCCAUCACCUCAGCCACCUCUUCAACUCCAGCCCCAGGGAACGCCGACUCCUUCGUCGUGGCCCUGGGCUUCAUCUGUGGCACCAUCGCCGUGGGGCUGGUCCUGUGCCUCACUGUGCUCAUCCAGAAGAGAUGUGUGGAAACCAAGUAUGGGAAUGCUUUCAGCAGGGAUGACUUGGAGCUGGUGGUGAACUACAGAGCCAAGAAGUCCUACUGCAGGAGAGCCCUGGAGCUGAGCUUGGGCAGCCUGGGUGUCAGCACUGAGCUCCAGCAGAAGCUGCAGGACGUGGUGGUGGACAGAAAUGCCCUCUGCCUGGGGAAGGUCCUGGGAGAGGGGGAGUUUGGGUCAGUGAUGGAGGGGCACCUCAGCCAGCCCGAGGGCACCCCACAGAAGGUGGCUGUGAAGACCAUGAAGUUGGAUAACUUUUCCCAAAGGGAGAUAGAGGAGUUCCUCAGUGAAGCAGCCUGCAUGAAGGACUUCAACCACCCCAAUGUCAUCAAGCUCCUCGGUGUGUGCAUUGAGCUGAGCUCCCAGCAGGUCCCCAAGCCCAUGGUGAUUCUGCCCUUCAUGAAGUACGGGGACCUCCACAGCUUCCUGCUCCGCUCCCGGCUGGAGAUGGCCCCCCAGUUUGUGCCCCUGCAGACCCUGGUGAAGUUCAUGGUGGACAUUGCCCUGGGGAUGGAGUACCUGAGCAGCAGGCACUUCCUGCACAGGGAUUUGGCAGCUCGGAACUGCAUGCUGAGGGAUGACAUGACCGUGUGUGUGGCUGACUUUGGGCUCUCCAAGAAGAUCUACAGCGGGGAUUACUACCGGCAGGGACGGAUCGCCAAGAUGCCCGUCAAGUGGAUCGCCCUGGAGUCCCUGGCUGACAGGGUCUACACCACCAAGAGUGAUGUGUGGGCAUUCGGGGUCACCAUGUGGGAGAUCUCCACGCGGGGGAUGACGCCGUACCCAGGGGUGCAGAACCACGAGAUCUAUGAGUACCUCCUGCAUGGGCAGCGCCUGAAGAAGCCCGAGGGCUGCUUGGAUGAGCUCUAUGGGAUGAUGUCUGCCUGCUGGAGGGCCGACCCCGCCGCCCGCCCAACCUUCUCCCAGCUGAAGGUCCACCUGGAGAAGCUGCUGGAGAACCUGCCCAAAGGGUCUGGAGACAUCAUCUACAUCAACACCAGCCUGCCCGAGGAGAGCCCAGAUUCCACCCAGGAUUCAGGCUUCCCCCAAGCAGACUCUGAUUUGGAGCCUGGGGACAUUGCUGAGCCCUGCUCCCCCCGAGCAGCUCUGGUGGCUGUGGAUGUCCACCAGGACCAGCCCUGGGGGACCAGGUACGUCCUGGAGGAGCAGCUUGGUGGCCCAGCAGAGGAAGCCUACGUCCCACUGCUGCCCGAGGGGAUGGGGACAACCAGGGAGAGCUCAGCAUGGAGCCAGGCCAGCACCUUGCCUGCUGGCACCUCGCUGGUGGCACAUUCCCACACCUGCCUGGAGGACUCAGAGGUGUCACUGAGCUGUGACAGUGGGAGCCUGGGGUAAAGGGGCUCCCCAAAAAAAAGGACAGAGAGGGUUUAUUUUAAUAAAGUCAUCUGGUUUGUUUUCUUCCUGCAUGA